Pyrus x bretschneideri (Chinese white pear) is the source of this 1888-nucleotide messenger RNA. Its product is annotated as pentatricopeptide repeat-containing protein At1g08070, chloroplastic-like. The transcript has a single exon. Gene Ontology annotation, cellular component: intracellular membrane-bounded organelle. Lineage: Eukaryota; Viridiplantae; Streptophyta; Magnoliopsida; Rosales; Rosaceae. Gene Ontology annotation, biological process: RNA modification. Bases 256 to 1824 code for a protein of 522 amino acids. Gene Ontology annotation, molecular function: protein binding; RNA binding. The record is from RefSeq and is a predicted model, not a curated record.
CUCCUCGGGGAGCCGUGUGCUCGAACCAGGGAUCCCUCCCAGUGAGAUUUCCUGCCCGAACAACAUCACCUAAAUAAGAUACACCAUAGUAUGGAGGACGUAGCUAGUGAGCUUUUCACUGUCAAAAUACAUCUUAUCCGGCUCUCCUGACCCCCCUCCUUCCUCCGCCUUCCUUCCUCUGCGCAACCCAAAUUCCCACCCAACCGCUGCCCACAAUUGUUUCAGAUGUCCGAUUUCUCCUCGAGAAAAAGAUAAAUGCCCAGCAAUUCCGACACCUACUGUUUAUACAUUUUCGUAAAAAGUACAAUGAAACGUCAAUUAAAGCAAAUCAUCCUUGCCCAAAUCAUCAAAAACCCUAAACCCCAACUCUUAAACCCUCUACUGGGACAUCUCACAAACUCCCCCGCCCCACAAACUGCCCUUUUCCUGUACAACCAAAUGCUCCACUUCCCAACCUCCCACAAUCACUACACCUUCACUUACGCUCUCAAGGCAUGUUGCUUCCUCCAUGAUGACAACAAGGGACGGGAAGUCCACGCCCGCGUCGUAAAAACUGGGCACUUUUCCGAUACCUUCAUCCAAAACUCGUUGCUUCAUUUCUACGUAACCCAAGCUGACAUUGUAUCCGCUACCCGGGUUUUCGAAUCCAUACCAAACCCUGAUGUUGUUUCGUGGACUUCGAUGAUUUCGGGUCUUAACAAGUGUGGAUUUGUGGAGGAAGCAAUUGUUAAGUUUAUGUCCAUGGAUGUGCAGCCUAAUUCUACUACUCUUGUCAUUGUUAUGUCCGCUUGUUCGAGUUUAGGAGCUUUAAAGUUUGGUAAAUCUGUUCAUGGAUAUUGUAUGAGGAAGUUAUCUGGAAGGAAUGUUAUUUGGGACAAUGCAGUGUUGGAUUUUUACAUGAGAUGUGGGUCUUUGGUGAGUGGACGGUACCUGUUUGUAAAUAUGCCAAAGAGAGAUGUGUAUUCUUGGACUAGCAUGGUGGGUGGUUAUGCACAAAGAGGAUUUUGUGAUGAGGCAGUGAGGCUUUUUCAGGAGAUGGUUCAGGGAGAGGAAGUUGAGCCUAAUGAGGCUACCAUUGUAAAUGUAUUGUCAGCGUGUUCUUCGAUUGGAGCAUUGAGUUUAGGCCAGUGGGUGAAUUCGUAUAUAAGUGCGCGGCCAGAUCUCAUGUUGAAUGGCAUUGUGGGAAAUGCAUUAAUAAACAUGUAUGUAAAGUGUGGUGAAGUAGGUAUGGCAGUUUCAGUUUUUAAAACCCUGGUUUGCAAGGAUAACGUUUCGUGGAGUACCAUCAUAAGCGGCAUGGCCAUGAAUGGUUAUGGUAUACAUGCGUUGCAGCUCUUUUCGCUCAUGCUAGUCCAUGGGAUUCCUCCUGAUGAUGUAACCUUCCUUGGCGUGUUAUCAGCAUGCAGUCACGCAGGUCUAGUCGAUCAAGGGUCAAUGUUUUUCAAUGCUAUGAAAAAUGUUUAUCAGAUCGCCCCUCAAACACAGCAUUACGUCUGCCUAGUUGAUAUGUAUGGUCGAGCGGGGUUCUUGGAGGAAGCAGAGAGUUUCAUUAAGGAAAUGCCAACAGAAGCAGACGGCGCUGUUUGGGGAGCGUUUCUUAAUGCAUGCAAAAUUCAUGGGAAUGAGAAGAUGUUUGAGAGGAUCAGAAAUGAUCUCCUCAAGAGUAGAGGAGUAAGCAUCGGAACUUAUGCUCUUGUAUCGAAUGCAUACGCUACUCACGAACGGUGGGAUGAGGCUAAUAAGGUUCGUGAUGAAAUGAGACAGAAGGGGUUGAAGAAAUUAGCAGCAUAUAGCCAGAUAGAUGUUGAUCCAAAUAUCUUAUAAUCUCAGUACAUGUUUGAUGUACCUUGUACAGUAGAAAUUAUUCAAACACAUUGAGGUUCUUUCA